CCGUUAGAAUUCAUCCACGUGUAUGUAACCUUGGCCAUCGCACGAACAAACCUCACGAUUUUCCCGCUCUAUCAAUCUGGUUGAGCCCUGAAAACCCCAGAUCUAAAAUCGCAAUCCUAAAAGCUCCGAGUCUCUGAAAAAUGGCGAACGAGAUCCGAUCCUUCGAACUCAACACCGGUGCAACGAUCCCAUCCGUCGGUCUCGGGACAUGGCAGGCUGCUCCUGGCGUCGUCGGCGACGCCGUCGCCGCCGCUGUGAAGAUUGGGUAUCAGCAUAUUGAUUGUGCUUCAAGAUAUGGCAAUGAAGCUGAGAUUGGGAAAGUUCUGAAGAAGUUGAUUGAAGAUGGCGUAGUGAAGCGUGAGAAGCUGUUCAUCACAUCAAAGAUCUGGUUGACUGAACUCGACCCACCGGAUGUUCCUGAGGCAUUGAACAGAACUCUACAGGAUUUGCAGCUUGACUAUGUCGAUCUCUAUCUCAUGCAUUGGCCUGUUCGGUUGAAGAAAGGCUCUGUUGAGUUCAAGCCCGAGAACAUUAUGCCUAUCGAUAUUCCUAGCACGUGGAAAGCAAUGGAAGCACUGUAUGAUUCAGGCAAGGCGCGAGCCAUUGGGGUAAGCAAUUUCUCUACAAAGAAACUCUCGGAUCUCGUGGAGGUUGCUCGCGUUCCUCCAGCUGUGAACCAGGUGGAAUGUCACCCUUCGUGGCAACAACAUAAGCUACAUGAGUUCUGCAAGUCCAAAGGGAUUCAUCUCUCUGGAUAUUCACCAUUGGGUUCUCCAGGAACAACAUGGGUGAAAGCAGAUGUUCUAAAGAGCCCGAUCCUGGAAACGGUGGCUAAAGAACUCGGUAAGUCUCCCGCGCAAACCGCACUUCGAUGGGGUCUUCAAAUGGGUCAUAGCGUGCUUCCCAAAAGCACAAAGGAAGCGAGGAUCAGGGAGAAUUUCGAUGUAUUGGGAUGGUCAAUCCCAGAAGAAAUGUUUGACAAGUUCUCAAAGAUUGAACAGGCUAGGUUAGUGCAAGGUACAUCGUUUGUUCAUGAGACGAUGAGUCCUUACAAGACACUUGAAGAGCUUUGGGAUGGCGAAAUUUGAUGUCUUUUGUUAAAUUUCAAUGCUUAACCAUUUCCCUCUGAAUAUGGAGAAAACUAUUUUUCCACCACUUUUCUCAUUUGAUAAUAAUAAUACAACACAGUUCAAUAGCAGGUUUUAUUAAUGUAUUUCCUCUGUUUUAAAAGAACAUCAUUUUGAAAUUAUUUUGUUUGUAUAAAAGUAUAUUUUACCAUUGUU
This is a messenger RNA of Raphanus sativus (radish), 1283 nucleotides long. Its product is annotated as aldo-keto reductase family 4 member C11. Lineage: Eukaryota; Viridiplantae; Streptophyta; Magnoliopsida; Brassicales; Brassicaceae. Gene Ontology annotation, molecular function: aldose reductase (NADPH) activity. The transcript is spliced from 7 exons. Bases 141 to 1088 code for a protein of 315 amino acids. Gene Ontology annotation, cellular component: cytosol. The record is from RefSeq and is a predicted model, not a curated record.